AGCACAUUUACCAGCUUUGGAAUGCUAAUCUGCAUGUUUGUUUAUUCGUAGAGGUGAUCAUGAGAACGAGAAGUUCUUAGCAGUCUGGGAAGAAGUCUGGGAAAUGCAUUGACAGCCUCCCAGGCAGACUUUUACCUCCACGAGUACUGAAAUGGAGUAAUCCAGCGAUUCCACUCUGGGGAGUACUUUUCGGUCGCUGGCUGCAGAAAUGGGCGAGGAUGCAGUGGGGCUUGGCGAGUCUACCCCUGUCCUCAGCUUGCUACAUAUAAGGCCACUUUUACCAGCUGAGCAGGCUGCAGGUUGCUGCAGCGUGGUUUCUGUAGGCGAGAAUGAGACAGUCAACGUGCAGGGCCGGCCCUAUGCCUUCGACUGCGUCGUCGGCGAGGGCGGCCACUCUCGCAGCCACAUGUGCGAGCACUACAUCAGGCCUCUGGUCCGCAACGUAUGCAGCGGCGUCAACUGCGCCGUAUUUGCGUACGGACAGACCUCCAGCGGCAAAACUUACACCAUGGGCAUUGGCAAGGAGCAGCUGCAGGCGCUCAGCAGCCGCAGCGGGGACGCGGCGCAGGACCUCAUCAUUCCCUACGCGCUGCGGCAGCUGUUUGAGAAUGUGCAGGCAGCACAGGGGCUGCGGAGCUUCACGCUGCUUGUCUCCUUCGUUGAGGUGUACAUGGAAAAAUACUAUGACCUGCUAGCUCAGCGGCAGCCGGUGGCCGCCAAGACCAGUCGCGAUGGGGAGAUGAUGCUGGUGGGCGCGCAGCUGCGGCAGGUGACGACGCUGGAGGAGGUGAUUCGACUGCUGCAGAUCGGCGGCCACUCGCGCACCACCAAGGGAACCAACCAGAACGACCGCUCCAGUCGCAGCCACGCAGUACUCACCAUACACGUACAAAGCCGUGCCGUGGCCAACGCAACCACACCAGCCGCCGGCAGCACUCCAGUACCGGGAUCCCCAGCGCCGUCCACCGCCGCCGCUGCCGCGGCGGCGGCGGCGGCAGCUGCCGCCACCCCGCCCCAUGCAUCCUCCCAGCUGCCCGCCACACCCGCUGCCGCCACGCCGUCGCCGGUACGGGCGUGUGCCGCCGUCGGCGGCGCCGGCGGUGCCGCCGCCACCGCGGCGGCGUUGAGUGCGGCGCUGGCGGCGCCGCCGCUGGCCGCGAAGCUGCAUCUUGUGGAUCUGGCGGGCUCGGAAAGUGUGGGUCGUGCGGGAGCGGUGGGCCUAGCGGCCAAGGAGGGCAACACCAUUAACCUGAGCCUCAUGACGCUGCGAAGCCUGAUCCAUUCGCUGGCAGCACCAAAGCCCCCAGGCGGCUCAGCAGCCAAAAUUAUACUGCCGUACCGCGAUUCCAAGCUCACCACGCUGCUCCGUGACGCCUUGGGCGGGAACAGCUCCACCCUCUUCGUGGCCUGCGUCAGCCCAGCCGACGCCAACGCGGCAAUGACCGUGUCCACGCUUGAGUUCGCUACCACGGCUCGACGCAUCCGUACCAAACCCGCGGUCAACAUUGGCGGCGCAGGCAGCUCGGAGGUCGUUGAGCUGCACAAGAUUAUCCUGAAGCUGCGAAGUGAGGUCGAGCAGUUGCGACGUCAAGCCGUGUUGGGCACGCCCACCUCGCCCACUGCCACGCAACUGAAAUCUGCAGCAACAUCGGCAGCUGCAGCGGCUGCAGCUGCAGCUUCUCGUCUGGCCUUCCCCUCACCCUUCGCCUCGCCGACCCCCGCUGGCGCCCUGGUUGCCUUUCCCGGCGCUUCCGCAGCCGCAGCCGUCAUGCUGCGUGGCUUAUCGCCCCUGCUGUCCAAAUCUCUGUCGUGCGGGGGUUCGCCCCGAAACACGCCCUACCAGCAGCAGCUCCUGUUGCUACAGCAAAACGGCCACUUGCAGCAGCAGCUCCAGCCGCCGCUGCUGCAGCUGGGUACGAGUCCGCUUGCCGUUGCGAGUGGCACGGCCCGUUCGGACCUCGGGCGGGAAUCCGCCGCGGGUGCUGGGGGCGGGCCGAGAAACCUUCAGCCGACGGCUUACGAGACUGGCGCAGUAGCUGCUGCAGCAGCAGGGCCAGCGGCUGCCAAACCACCGGCACGGGGUUCACGCGGUGGCCGGGGUUCAGGGGUUUGGGGCAGUGCUGCUCAGAGUGAUUCAGAUGUUCCGGCAACAGCAACGGCGAUUGAGGAGCCAGAGGCAGCUGAGCAGGAGAGGGCACAACCUGCCGAGGGGGCGGGGGUGGGGUUAAGGGCAGGCGAGGUGCAUGCAGGCGGCCCGGGUUGUGCUGGAUCUGAGCAGGAUGCAGGCGGUAGCAGCUGCAAAGAGGCUGCGGAGAUGAAACAAACGCGGGAGCAGGGGCGGCAGGCGGAAUUGGAGGCAGCAACUGCGGUAUCCCUAUCCCCAGCGGCGGCUCGAGCGAUCCUUAUGAGCGCUGGCAAGCCCGCCAGAACGUACCGCCGGCGUAGGGGGCGCCGAAGCGGCAGCCACCGCUCUAGCAGCAACACCUCUGACGGCGGCGGCGGUGCCGGCGAAGCAGGCACUAGCAACGCCAGCUGCCGACAGCGCCAGGCUUCACUUCGACGGAAGCUGCACCCAGACGACGUUGCGGCGCCGUCGUCGCCUUGUCGUACCCCUCGCGAGGGCCACCGUCGGAGCCGCUCGGAGCUCAGCGGCCUGUCGGCUGCUCUCAGCGGCGACAGCGGCAGCUGCCCUGACGGCCUGUCGCCGUCAAGUUCGACAGUGUACGGAAGUAGCGGCGGCGGUUGCAGUGAGGGCAGCUCUCCGGACGCCUGGCAGAGCAUGGCGCAGCUGCAGCAGCGGGUUGUGCUGCUGGAGGCUGAGAACGAGCAUCUGCAGAAGCAUGUGGGCAACCUAUCUUCCAUCAUACACGAUCUGCGGGCCCAGCUCGAUGAGGCGCAUGCGGCCCUCUCAGGCAAGCACCCCUCGCUACCCAACUCACCCUUCGUGGCACCACGCCAGCGCUGUAGCUCCUCCGGUCUCGGCCUGCUUGCUGCGGCGGCGGCGCAAUCCGCACAUACGGGGCCAGCAGCAUCCCGGUGGCAGCGUCUGGGGGCAUCCCUCGGCGGAGGCGGAGGCAGCGGGCGUGGAAGGUUACUCGGCAGCGGAGGAAGCGGAAGCCAAUGGCUGCCGACAGGGCCGUCAGCGAUGUUGUCUCGAGGCGGGGCGGCGGCUCAGCUGGAGUCCGGAGGAGGAGCAGCAACAGGUGGUGGUGUGCCUGCGACUCGACGGGCGUCGUGGUCGGGACCCGUGGGUCGCGCAGGACCCAAAUGCCUGUUUCCGGACCGGCCUGAGGAGCACAAACAGCUGCAUACGAAGCUCCGCCAGCCGCAGCAGCAACACCCGCACCUGCAACGUAGGCACGCUGCCGCUGACGGCGUAGAGGAGGGAGAAUCGGAUGGUGAUCUGGAUUUGGCGUCGCCGUCUACCCUGUCUUGCGGAUCUUCGCUGACGCUGUCUCCCUCGGGUCCCUCGGCCGGGAAGGGCUCAGCGCGCCCGCCUGCAGGAGCGGUGCCCGCUGAUGCGGUUGGAGCUUGCGUUGCUGCUGUUGCUGGAUUGGAAUUGGAAACAGCCGCGAGCGCAGCCCCUGCUGACAAGGGCAGCGCAUCUCCUCUACCCGCAUCCCUCGACGCAGCAGCACACAGCCCUGAGCUCCAUACCACACCUGGGGACGUAAUUGCGUGUGGAGAGGCCGCCACAGCAGCGACCAUCAACGAGCAGGAGCAGCCGGUGCAGGAAGGGCAAGCAGCUCCGGAGGAAGUGCUGCUCGAUGCGCCUGCAGCAGCGGAGGAGGGGCUUGCGGAGGAUGGCGGCGAGGGCGAUAAUGGGACGUGGGAUGCAUCCAUGCUGCCUGCGUUGGCGCAGCAGUUGCCGCCGCCGGAGGAGCUGCAAGACCGGGCGAGAGCGCUGCUGGACUGGAUUUCCUGCCAAGUGGCUGACAGCGAGUCGCUGCUACACGCCCAGCAAGCGCUGCUUCGGGAGCUGCUGGUGCAACAGGGCCUUAUCGCACCCGGCAGUGGCAGUGGCGGAGCUGGCGGCAGUGCUGGCGACGUGGACGGGGGCUGCGAGCUUCCCUCCCUGGAGGUCCUCCGGGACUAUGCAGCACAGCAGCUGGCUGGAGUUCAAACGGAGCUGCAGGCGCUUGGCGGCCUGGGAGGCGGCAGGAGCAGGGGCUGUGCUGCUGGGGAGGAGGAGGAGCACGUUGGUGGAAGCGGCAAGGGCGGUGGUGGUUCGGGCUCGGCUGGAUCGUUGGGGCAGGAAGAGUUGAGGCGUGUGGAGGAGCUGCUGAGUCGUCGGGGCAGCCUGCAAGAGCUUCAAGAGGGGUUGCAGCGGAUUGCUGAGUUGGAGGCGGCUCUGGAGCUGCAAAGGGAGAUUCAAAUGCUAGUGGGCGAGUACGCUAGGUUGUACGGCAGCGACUCAAUCGGCGCCGCCACCGGGCCCGCCGUGGCUCGCGCCGCCGCGGCGGCGGAGCAGCAGCUGCAGACGUUGCGGCGGCACCGGCGGCAGCAAGUCAUGAAGGAAGCGGCGGUAGCACGGGAGAAGCUCCGUGAGUUGGAGGCUAUGUCCGGCCCACCGCUGCCUACCCAAUACGGCGUCAUAUUACAAGGCGUGCAUGGCAGUAGCGGCGGCGGCAGUGCCUCAACAGGACCCGCAUCUCUGUCGUCAGCGCCGUCGCUGCUGUCGUCUCAGAACUCCCUUCGCAGUAGCACGGGCAUGACGUCCAUGUGGAGUGGCUUCGGUAGCAGCGGCGGCAGCAGCUACGUCUUCUCGCAGGGCUCCGUAUGCCUGGAAGCAAGUGAGGACGCUGAUGAUGAGCUGGGACUUGCCGAUCGGUGUAACGAGCUGGAACGAGGAACGACGCCCUGUGGGUCGUCCGGAGGCUGCAGCGUCGGUGUAGGCGGCAGAAGCAGCAGCACCACGGGAAUGGCUUCGGCGCCGGUUUCGGUGCCCCUCGGACUGCCGCCGCCAGCGCCGCAACCACCGAAGGCGCAGCCGGCGCCGUCCAUUUUCGCGCAGCUUUUGCCGAGUCUGAGUUCCAGCUGGCGUCGAUCUUCCAGCAAGGAACUUCCCCGCGUGUCUUCGCAACAGCUACAACAGCAAGCCCAACCGCAGGCGCAGUUGGCAUCGCAACAUCAGCAGCAGCAACAGCCUCAUCAAUUGCAGCGCAACAACAGCCUCAACGCGGGCUCUGCUGCAGGAGCGGGCAGGCCGGCACGUCGCACCGUGGUCCAACUGAGUCAGCUAGGUCCCUGGCUGGAUGCCCUGCUGGACUAUGAGACCCGCAUGCACCACUACGGCCGGGUGUUGAAGGGCGCGUUGCAGGAACGUGAGGCGGUUUACACGCAGUUACAGAUGGUUGAACGCGAGCUCCUGCACAUCACAGAGGCAGCAGCCGCAGCAGCAGGCCUGCCGCCCGCCACAGCAGCAGCCAGUGUCGCCGGCGCCGCUGCCGGCAAUGGAAGCCUUCUGCAAGAAGAAGAGGGCUACCUGCGACAGCAUGCGGUAGUGCUUGGGGCGCAACAGGAGAAGCUGCAGAAGCGGCUCGAGGAGUUAUGCAUGGAUGUGGCCUCAUUGCAACUCGCCAUCGUGGAAGGCCAGGAGGCGGGCGCCUCCGCCUCCGCUGCCACCAGCCACGAUGAAUGGUGGGCCUGUGUGCCAUCCGUCGGACUCGCCCGGACCGCUCUGCGCAUGCUCCUGGAGAGGGCUGCAGGCUACCGGUCGGAGUUCCAGAGCGCUGUCGCACGUGCGGAUGAGCUCGAGCACAGGGUUGCCGAGCUGGAGCUGCAGUAUCAGGAGGCGGAGGCGCGGCUUGCGUCGCAUUCCCUGGAGCUGACUGCCAUCCGGGCGGCAGCCUUGGCCGGCGGCGUGGCAGCAGCAGGUGCCUUACAGCUGCCCUCCUCCUUGCUGUUUGAGGGUGGCCGCGAGGGAGCUGCUGGCUUGUUGUUCGGGGUUUCGGAGGAUUUGGAGCUCCAACAGCAGCAGCGGGAACUGGAGCAGCAGCUACAGCAGCAACAGCUGCUGAUACAGCAACUGCAAGAGCAAGGGUUCAGGAUGGGGUGGUGUGCAAGUACGGGUGGUGGGUCGGCUGAUAUGGAGUUGACGGUGUCGUUCGGUGAAACAACAGUACCAGCGGCAGCAGCAGGAGCACCAGCGGUAGCAGCAGGACCAACGAUAGCUGCAGGAGCAGCUGCAGCAGCGGCUAUCGAGGCAAAGCUACGGCGAGCAUCAACAGUCCACUGCGCGGCUGCCAACAUGCUGGGAGCGCAGGGCAAACAGCAGCAGCAGCAACAGCAGUGCUGCGUUGACCUUAGCGGGGUUAGGACACCGGUGGGCAAAGGGGCGAGCCCCGGUGAUGAGACGGCAUUCGGGAUGCGCUCCGCACCCUUUGGUACUGUCCAGGGGUGUUGAACGGAACGGCUACUGUUCUUACAAGAGCAGUGUCGGGGCGCUGGGAUAGUUAUCAGAUAAAGAAGUGAUAAGAAGGGACUCACGUACGCAAAUGACAUGCAUGAAGCCUUGGGGCCCCAUGCAAAACACAUCCUGUACCUUUUUACUGCACUAUUUCCUUUGACGGUGCUCUUAUUUCAUGACCCUGGUCCCCGCGGUCACAAGGGCCUACAUGCGCGUACAUGCUCUAAUGCAACCACAAGUUGCCAAAGGGCCUCAAUUGCCCACGCAUUGUGAUUUGGGGAGUUCCUUUUCGACAGUGGCUUAAGCUUACUGACUGUUGGAUAGCCAACAACACGACUUGAUUACCGUAAUGGGUGGGCCCAUGGAUGGCCGUGAUCCCAUUUUAUGUACGCAUGGUCAUUCGCUUGAUUCCUCUUAAUGAUUCACAACCAUAUGCCGACAGCUGUUGUUUGUUGUUGCCUCCCAGCUAAUCGUCCGGACUUUUGAUGAAGUGACCUUGAUCCAUGGAAAUUGACCGUGCGUGUGUUUUGGGGUUGGCAUGGCCGAUAACCUCGGCCUCCUGGUUUUAUACACUCCUCUUCGUUACUUGGCACUGAAACGUUAGUCAUCCGCCCUAAAUAUGGAGUAAAUCCAUUAGUCACGCCGCCGUUUCUAAGGGGGCCUGCCUAUUGGGAUACUGGGUUAUGCAGAUAAAGCAAGCACCAAUGCGCCUAAGCGAUCACCAUUCCAACAGUGAAAGCGGUGGUAUGAAUGCUUGCCGUUUGGGCAUGUAUGCUUGCCGUUUGUUACAUGUUUGUUGGCUGGUACGAAUGGCAACAGACUGCAUUUGAUAAGACGGAAACCGGUGUCAAUCCGUGUGUGUUCUCGUCUCUUGUUGAUGCGUAAUGGAAUUAAUGUCGUGCGUUUGAUGCAAAGGACGUGACCCAUGGGUCAGCCCAUAUGUCCUUGACCGGGCGUGUUACAAUUUGUCAGCCUGGAGGUCAAUGCCAUGUCUUCCAAACACCGGUUCCUUUGGCACCGGUGCAAAUGCAUGAUGAUUCCCUGUAACAUGGCAACCGAUUA
Astrephomene gubernaculifera is the source of this 7471-nucleotide messenger RNA. NCBI's taxonomy places the organism in Eukaryota, Viridiplantae, Chlorophyta, Chlorophyceae, Chlamydomonadales, Astrephomenaceae. The record is from the annotation of a GenBank genome assembly.